AUGAAAGGUCAAUCAAUAGCUUAUAACAUGCCUUCAAUAUUCGUAACAUCUCCGAAAUACUCGAAAAAACGUCCAACAAUCCAAAACAAACCACUAUUUUACGAUCCUAAAUCACGGUCAGGAAAUAUUUGGAAGGAAGUUCUUGAUAGAAAAGUGAGGGAAGCCAACAUUUCACUUUCCUUUUCCGAUAGCGAUGAUUCUGACUCGGACUUUUCUAUGGAUUAUUCACUUUCUUCAGAGUCAGAUUUUGAUUUUUCACCAAAACGCAAUCUAAAGAAUCCAAAUCCUCCAUUUUCUUCUUUAUUCUAUGCUCCAGGCUCUGAUUCUUCAACAUUUUCUACCGAAAUGAGUGAUGACACUUAUGAUGAAGUUUCUGAUGAUUCAGAUUCGUUUUCUGAACCUCCAAAGCCAAAAUUCAACACUACUCCAACAACUUUAUUCUUUUUCAAUCAACCUGACUUCACAACAGACUCUUUUUCCGGUGAAUCUAAUUUUUCUAUGUCAACAUCAAUAACUACUGAAACAGAAACAUCAGAACAGCAUGCAACAGAUGAUGACAAAUCUGGUUCUGAUCCACAAGUCACAGAAAUUAUUGUUCCUUCUUCGAUAAAAACAAGAUCAGUUCGUUUUACAAAAAAAGAGGAAAAUGACGAUUCAGAAUUGAUACAAAUACCGAAUAUUGAGGAUGACUCUCAUUUUGAGACGCCAAAAGAAAUAGAAAUUCCCAAAACUCAGAGUACUAUUAACAUGAGCUCUGAAACAGAGUCUGAUGACUCAAUGAUAGAGAAGAUAUGCUCAAGAAUUAAGAGCCCUGAAUGGUCGGCCAAAUUAGAAAAAGCUAUCCGCAAAAAAUAA
Molecule: messenger RNA, 855 nt
Organism: Trichomonas vaginalis G3
Lineage: Eukaryota; Parabasalia; Trichomonadida; Trichomonadidae
Exons: 1
Coding region: 1-855 (284 amino acids)
Source: RefSeq, a predicted model, not a curated record